GCCGCGCCAGAGGUCAGCAGAGCUUAAGUUGUGGAAACAGGCGAGCAGCGCAUCAGCUGGACGCGCUCCGUUAUUACUAAUUAUACGACUCACUGUCAUUUUUACAGGAUACCCGGGUUUUUACUAAGUAAAGAUUGACUACAAAAGUGACUGAAGAUGUCACCUUACAUUUUGAGGAAAGAAGUUUGCUCGUAGGCUGCUCUUUGACUCGACUGCACGCACAACCGCUUUUUCCUCUUUUGUUUCCAAGAAGGCAACCUAUAUGUAUAUACUUUUCAUUGUAAUUUUACACAAUGGAACAUUUGGACGAAAGCUUCUUAUUCAUGAACUACUCGUUGUGUGACUUCGGAAUACAGAAUGAGACCAUUAUCUGCAUUCAAGAAAACGACACUCAACCUCCAGCAGCACUGCAAUCGCCUCAAGGCUUUUAUUGGACAGUGAGGAUCGUUUUAUACAGCUUGAUAUUUCUGCUCAGUAUAGUUGGAAAUUCACUCAUCAUUGCUGUGCUGGUAAGAAACCGGCGCAUGAGGACAGUAACAAAUAUAUUCCUGCUGUCUUUAGCUGUGAGCGACUUGAUGCUCUGUCUCUUCUGUAUGCCCCUCAACUUGAUCCCCAAUCUGAUGCAAGAUUUCCGAUUUGGUAGCAGCGUCUGCAAACUUGCCACCUACUUCAUGGGUAUCUCAGUAAGCGUGUCCACAUUCAGCCUAGUUGCUAUUUCUUUGGAGAGAUAUAGUGCUAUCUGCAAUCCUUUGAAGUCCAGAGCCUGGCAGACCAAGUCUCACGCUUUAAAAGUAAUAUCUGCUACUUGGGUUGUUUCUUUCAUUAUUAUGCUACCAUACCCUAUCUCCAGUUCCUUGGUCCCCUUUAACAGAAGUAAUAACAGCACUGGAAACAUGUGUCGCCUGACCUGGCCAAGCGAUGUAAUUCACCAGUCUUGGUCCAUCUUUUUGCUACUGAUUCUAUUCCUUAUCCCUGGCUUUGUAAUGAUGACUGCUUAUGGACUAAUUUCUUUAGAACUCUACAGAGGAAUUAAGUUUGAAAUGAGCCUAAGGAGAUCAUCCAGAGAGAGAAACUUCAGCACCAGCAGCUUCAAACAGCAUGAUGGAGAUGGAUGCUAUCUUCAAAAACCCAAGAAAAAAAAAAUGGAAAUGCAGACAGUGACGACCAGCAGCAGCAGCAGCCUCAAGAUCAACAGGGUGAGAAGCAACAGUUCAACAGCCAACCUGAUGGCCAAAAAGAGAGUAAUCCGGAUGUUAAUUGUCAUUGUGAUCCUGUUCUUCAUUUGCUGGACACCUUUAUUCAGCGCCAAUGCCUGGAAAGCCUUUGAUCGGGAUUCUGCUGGCAGACUGCUCUCAGGAGCACCCAUUUCAUUCAUCCAGCUGCUCUCUUACACUUCAGCCUGUGUGAACCCCAUUAUUUACUGCUUUAUGAACAAGCGCUUUCGAAUGGGCUUCUUGGCUACAUUCACCUGUUGCAAGAAAGGCCAUGCCCUUUCACGGGACACCGAUGACGAGGGAGGAAAUACAAGUGCCAGUCUUUCCAGCAGGCUCACGCAGACCCAGAAGUGCUGAGAGAAUGCCAAAGACAAGUCCAGAGGCGGCCUGGAAUAACGUUUGAGAAAUGGAAGUCGGACUGCAUUGAGCAGACAACUGAAUCAGCACUUGGAAUGAGGAGCUUUCUCAUGGGAUUAAAGAUUCUGAUGACACGAGAGAACUACUAAAGCCUUCCAUGCAAAUGUGAAAACCUGUAUGGGACAACACAUUAGGCCAAAAAAAAAAAAAAAGAAUCCUAAAGCUUGGCUGUGUGGUAACGUGACAUUUCUUGGCUCUUGAGCCACUGUGAAGUGAGAUCACUGGCCAAUGCAGAUCAAAGUAAAAAUCUUGGAGGGCAGGGGGCUAUCCAGUCCUGAAUUUGCAAGGUCACGUAUUCUGUUACAGGAGGGCGCUACUGAACUCAGAUCACAGACGUCUGCGAUCGCUGCAGGCUUUCAUUGUAAGCAGAUUCCUGUUAUUGAUUGGACUCCAUUGUUAGUCUGAUGUCGUGUUUUCUUGUCACUGUCCUCAAUCUUUGCAUUUUGAACUAAUUCAAUGUAAGAAACAUAACAAAGCUGUGCGUGAAUAUUGUGACAUGCUGGUCCACUAGGGUGCAUGUACUUUGUUUUUUUUCUCUUUUUUAAAUUUAACAAGUGACUGUGAAACGUGACAAAGAAUGUGCAGUUCCUCUGCAGGGCUCAUUCCACACAGAGUGUUUCAAAAUUGUUUAGUCAGAGAGCAUAACAGACAUGUCAAAACAGCAAACAUGCACUUUUAGGAACUCACAUUUUUGAACUAAAGCAGGUUUGGUAAAACGCCGUGGAGAAGCAACAGUCCUACCGUAAUGUCAUUCAGAACACUCAUUGUGAUUAAACAACGGCUUUAAUAAGACAUGAAUCAGACUCGGUAAGCUGCACCCAGUGCUGGCCUCUACAGAUACUGCUGGGUCAAGGGGCAAACAUCGAGUAUAAGAGAGGAUCAGCUCUGGCUGGGAUGCUAGUCCAUUGCGUAGGCUGCAUGACUUUGGCAUGUUGGAGGAAACCCAAAUUUACUUCAUCCUUUUGAGCGUGUAAGUAAUUAACCCUAAAAUAACCCCAGAACAGUAUAAGAUGUUUUGAAAUAUGUCUUUUUAGUUUUGUUGGUCAAGAUCAGAGUCCAAACCUGGUCACCAACUGUGUGACAGUAAAUAUAUUGUCACUAUGUUCACCUGAUUCUUCUCUUCUUCUUUUACUUGAAAGUGUUCUUAAAGGUCGGCCCUUCAAAUCCUCUGUCUCCUUGUAUCUCUGCCCUUAGGCCCAGCUUAAUCAUCAGCAAAGUAGUAGAUCUUACUUUUUUCAUUUUGGAUAUUUUUUGUUUAGUACAGCCAUCACCAGAUGUCCCCAGAGACAUAUGUGUUAGGUUCACUGACGCCAUGACUGACAGAGUGAGUGUGUCCAAUGACCAACUGCUGUUCCGGGUUUGGUUGCCUAAAGAGGACGCAUCUAGAAUACAGUGGCUAACUGCGCUCUGAAUUGUAAUAAGCUAGUGGAGAAAAAUGAAUGGACUGUUGGGCAGAAUACCUUUGUUUUAAGUUAAGCCUACAUUUAUCAUGGAUUAUAGCCAUUCUCAGAGGAUACUACACAAAUCCAAUAAAAAGAGGUGCAUCAGACAGGAGAAUAAAUGCUUCACGGCAGUUGUAAAUGAUGUCAACUGAGACACCAGCCAGUCUCAAGAAAUUUGCACCUAUUGUGAUUGAGAGCUUUGGGUCAGACCCAGAUAACCUGGACUUAUCGUACAAGGCGAUCAAAAAGACUAAACUCAACCAAGAGGGAUUGUCAUACAAAUUAAAGAAAGGAUGUUUGUAGUUUUAACUAACUCCACUAGAGAGAUUCUAAUAAUUUACUGUGUUUAAAAAUUCAAAUGGACAUAAAUAACUGAUAUGCCAAUGUAGGUGUACAGUGGCAGCAUAUCUUGAGAUGUUCACAUCUGGAACUGCAAGGCUGAAGGUCAGGAGUUCAUUAUUGCUGCCAUCUUAGGCAGAUCAAACCGUAGAAUGUCAGACUACAAGAGAGAGUGGAAUGCUUUCUGUAAGUGGAUGUUACUUGAAUUAUCUGCUGCAAGCAGUGUUACCACCCCUAUAUUUUUGUCUCCCGAGUCUGUGUUUUUUCAUCACAAUUUAUGUAUUCUUGAACUAGUUUCUUACAUAAAUGUGUUGUUUCAUACAUCUUAACAAAAACUUAGCAACUCCGCACAUCUCUAAAAUGUAAUUACUAGUCUGUGCAUGACCAAAUUAACUUGGUGAUUGUGAUUGGUGACGUCACAUCCUGCAUAGUGCUUAUGCCUUAGUGUCAGUCAUGUGCUGAUAGCAAAAGAGGUCACUAAAUAUUAACUGCUAUACUUGGAAGUCACCAAAAUCUGUCAUCGAGGACAUUAAAGAAGGACAGGGCCAUAAACGAUGAUGUGAAAAAUUCAAAAAGUACAAACUGGAAAAUUUCAAGUUAAAGUUGUUGAUUUGAGUGAAGUGUUUAAUGUUCUGCUCCCAAGUUUGAAUUUGACAU
Molecule: messenger RNA, 4069 nt
Organism: Erpetoichthys calabaricus (reedfish)
Lineage: Eukaryota; Metazoa; Chordata; Cladistia; Polypteriformes; Polypteridae
Gene: cckar
Product: cholecystokinin A receptor
Exons: 6
Coding region: 294-1571 (425 amino acids)
Biological process (GO): neuropeptide signaling pathway
Cellular component (GO): membrane
Molecular function (GO): neuropeptide receptor activity; cholecystokinin receptor activity
Source: RefSeq, a predicted model, not a curated record